Megalops cyprinoides (Indo-Pacific tarpon) is the source of this 5866-nucleotide messenger RNA. It is a transcript of the gene cdk13, whose product is annotated as cyclin-dependent kinase 13. Gene Ontology annotation, molecular function: cyclin binding; RNA polymerase II CTD heptapeptide repeat kinase activity; cyclin-dependent protein serine/threonine kinase activity. NCBI's taxonomy places the organism in Eukaryota, Metazoa, Chordata, Actinopteri, Elopiformes, Megalopidae. The record is from RefSeq and is a predicted model, not a curated record. Gene Ontology annotation, biological process: transcription elongation by RNA polymerase II; positive regulation of transcription elongation by RNA polymerase II; protein phosphorylation. The transcript is spliced from 14 exons. The coding region runs from base 1077 to 5390 and encodes 1437 amino acids. Gene Ontology annotation, cellular component: nucleus; cyclin/CDK positive transcription elongation factor complex.
AUGUCGCGGUACUCAUUCGAUCGAGUGUGUCUGCUGAAUUUAAUCCUCCGACAACUUUGUGGCCAGAAUUGUGGUCGCUGAUACAGAUAAUUUGGCGGACUACCGGUAGCCGAAAUAAAAAGGGAUUCGGGCCUCAAACACUGGUUUCUUUUUCAGUUAUCUUUAAAAAUACUGCUGGAUAACUGUUUUCUUUCCUUCUUGGGGGAGGAACUUGUUAACCGGUGUCAGGGGUUUCCUUUGCUAGUGACGUAUGAGAAGAAUCGCAGGCAGUGCCAUUUGUAACCAACCAGCGGCUCAAUUUGUAACGUUAGCAUGGUGCUAGAUAUGUUUUUCAUUUUCAGUUAGCUACAAAAGGAACUCAGAAUAAUGUAGCGAGUUACGUAGCGUUGUGCAACUAAUAAAAUAAUUUUGACAAUACGCUUGCUACACUAAACCGAGUCGAGUAUGGAUAUUUAAAAGCUACGUACGUUUUAGUGAAUCUGCCGAAGUAAAGUUACAGUGAACUCCGGCGAGAAAGCUAGUCAGCUAGCUACUUCCUUAUUACUAGAAUGGGAUGGCAGGAAUCAAGAACUUUAUGAACUAGGAGAGAGGAUAGUUCCUUUUCCCCUGGUGCUGGAAAGAAAAUAAUAUUUUUGUAAAAAGGACUUCGAGACUAGCUUGCUAGCUAGCUGGUAUAAUAGAAUGCAUUUUAAAGACCGUUGAUUUACAAGUACCUUCGGCUAGCUAGCUAGCUAAUCUUUUUUGAAAUACCCGCACCAUGACUGUAAGGUAGUCAUCCAGCAAGCCGAUGACAUUUUAAAACUUCCAUUUCAUCAUGUAUUUUCAAUGAAAGUUGGACGGUUGGAUUCCAUUUAGCUGGCUUGCUAUUAGUCUACUGUGAAUAUGAUGGAUCAUCAGUCGGUAUAGUCUAAUGUUACAGGUCUGCUAAGUCGCUAGCUAGCUAGCUAGCUCCCGGAGUUAAACGUUAGUUUCAAUGUAGUUUUGCGUUGUUUGCCUUGGAGUACAAACGCUAUUCAAACCAUAUACCUAGCUAGCUAAUUGAUUAAAAAUAAACUGUACAUCCGACUGAUGAAUAAAUGCCGAACCCAGAGGUGGUUCAAGAGGGUCGGGGAAGGAGCCCUUCUGAGCAGAGAAAUGCAAGACCGGAGAGAAGUAAGCCUGGCAGCAGUGCAUCCACUCAGGGUGAGAAAUACCAGGAAAGGAGACGAUCGUCGUCGUCGUCGUCGUCCUCGCGGCGUAAGAAACACAAGCACCCCAGGGAAAGACAACAGCAGAAUAUACCAGAGGAACUCAACUGUGAACGGAGGAGCGUAUUCGAAAGAGAUGGUGAACUUAGGACUUUAGUGGAGUACGACGACGUGAGCUCCCAGUCCGAGCGCUUCUCUGGGAGCCCUUCUCCAAAACCCGACCCGCACGCCCAAAGACUUCUGCUGCAACACCUGAGCGAAACGGGGUUCCUGGACGGCAGCGGCCCUGGAUCACCGGGGAGGAGGUCGAGAAAAGAGCGUCACUCUUCCCACCCCAGGAGAGAUGGAAAAAGCAGACGAUCUGCCGAGAGGAACAAACAUGAAAAGGAGCACAAAAGAAAGGACCAUCACAGCCGGGAGAGAGACCCUUCUUCCAAGUCACAGAGUGGCAGCAGUGGUCAGAAACACAGCAGGGAAGGCACGCGGAGCAGCGACAGCAACGGCAAGAAGACAACUCUACCUGUGAUGUCGCAAGAUAAAAAGGAUUAUAAGCAGCACAAAAGCAGAGCAAGGUUGGAAAAAGAACCACCAUCGGCAUAUAGGGAUACCCCAAAAGCUUACAGAGAUGACCGUGAUGAUCUCAGGGCCUACAGAAGAAGUCCUGGACUCAAGGAAGAAAGUCCAUAUGGGGCUUCUUACUCGCAGGGCUAUGGGUAUCAGUCCCCUGGCACUGGUUACAACCAGUCCGUAUCCCGAAGAAGCCCUAGUUACGGGAACAAGAGACGCUCACCGAGCCCAGCUUACUACGGCCGAGAUGUGGAGUUUUACGGCGCAUAUAGUAGCUCGAAGUCGCCUGGCUCGUACUCGAGUAACAAAAGACAGAGGUCUCCCACGAGUCCAUACAGACGCAGGUCCCCAAGUUACGGCCGACACAGCCCUUACGAGCAAGGAGAAAUUACUUCCAGUCCCUACGCUACUCGAAGGCGUUCUAGAAGUCCGUACAGAAAGUCUUUCAGCCGGAGUCCAGAACUAAGACGGGGAAAGUCCCGCAGCCGCAGCCCGUACCCGUCCUCCCGCCAUUCCCGCUCGCGCAGCCGGCCCUCCAGCCUGUCCCCCAGCACCCUCACGCUCAAGAGCAGCCUGGCGGCCGAGCUCAGCAAGCAGAAGAGGGCCAAGGCGGCCGAGGCCGCAGCGCGGGCCAAGAGCUCCAGCAACGCCUCCACGCCCACGAAGGGCUCGUCCACCAGCAGCGGCGCGGCGCAGCCCGGUUCCAGCCCCAACCCCGGCGCCAAGAAGGCGCGGCCCCCUUCCCCGCCCCCCGAGAAGGGGCCCAAGACCCCCGCGUCCAGCCGGCCCCAGUCCCCUUCCGAUUCGUCCUCCAAGAAGACGGCUCCGCCCCCCCAGCCCAGUAAAGACGGCAGGGGGAAGGAUGAAAUUAUCGUUCAGCAGCCCCGGGACAAGAAGAAGCCCCCUGCACCUGCUCAGGGCAAGGACAAGGAGCGCUCCAUUGAGCCGACUGUCUCGACUCUGGGCUCUUUGCCCUUGCCCCCCACCCUCCUGGAUCACCUGGAUGGGGCAGAGAGCUUAAAGGACUGCUUGCCGUCCCACUCUGGGAAGAAGAAGCCAGACCGCAAGUCUCGCCACCUCCUCACCGACCUGCCCCUGCCCCCAGAGCUGCCAGGAGGGGAUCUCGGCUCACCCCAGAGCCCUCCCAACAAUAAGAAGGCAACCGCUGCCCGCCGCAGGCCCAAGAUAUGCGGCCCUCGGUUCGGAGAAAUCAAAGAGACCGAGAUCGACUGGGGGAAGCGCUGUGUGGAUAAGUUCGAGAUCAUUGGGAUCACAGGCGAGGGCACCUAUGGACAAGUGUACAAGGCUAAGGACAAAGACACUGCUGAAAUGGUGGCCCUCAAAAAAGUCAGGCUGGACAAUGAGAAGGAAGGCUUCCCCAUCACAGCCAUUCGUGAGAUCAAGAUCCUGAGGCAGCUCAACCACAAGAGCAUCAUCAAUAUGAAGGAGAUUGUCACUGACAAGGAGGAUGCCCUUGACUUCAGGAAUGAUAAGGGUGCAUUCUACUUAGUGUUUGAGUACAUGGACCAUGACUUAAUGGGACUGUUGGAGUCUGGCCUUGUUCACUUCAAUGAAAGCCACAUAAAGUCCUUCAUGCGGCAACUGAUGGAGGGCCUGGACUACUGCCACAAGAAGAACUUCCUGCACAGGGAUAUCAAGUGCUCCAACAUUCUACUCAAUAACAAGGGGCAGAUUAAGCUUGCAGAUUUUGGCUUGGCUCGGCUCUACAGCUCUGAGGAGAGCCGUCCCUACACUAAUAAGGUGAUUACUCUAUGGUACCGGCCGCCAGAGCUACUGUUGGGGGAGGAGAGGUACACACCUGCCAUAGAUGUUUGGAGCUGUGGGUGCAUUCUGGGAGAACUGUUCACAAAGAAGCCUAUCUUUCAGGCCAACCAGGAGCUUGCCCAGUUAGAGCUCAUUAGCCGAAUCUGUGGCAGCCCCUGUCCUGCUGUGUGGCCCGAUGUCAUCAAGCUGCCAUACUUCAAUACCAUGAAGCCAAAGAAACAGUAUCGCCGGCGAUUGCGGGAAGAGUUUGCAUUUAUCCCACCCAUGGCCCUGGACCUGUUUGACCACAUGCUGGCACUGGACCCCGGCAAGCGCUGCACAGCCGAGCAGGCACUCAACAGCGACUUCCUGAAGGACGUCGACCCUGCCAAGAUGCCAACACCAGACCUCCCGCUGUGGCAGGACUGUCACGAGCUGUGGAGCAAGAAGCGGCGGCGGCAGAAGCAGGUGCCAGAGGAGACAGCCGCGCCCAAGGCCCCCCGCAAAGAUGCGGGGCUGGAUGACAGCCGGAACAGUACCCCCCAGGGCCUCUCUGCCCCUGGCCAGCACAAGCUCUCGGGCAGCGCAGCCUCCACUCUACUUGACUCGAAGGCGUCCGGCUCGCAGCUGACUCAAGAGCAGCUGGCCGUACUGCUCAACCUGCUCCAGUCUAAGAGCUCCGUCACCAUGGCGCAGUUCGCCCAGGUCAUGAACAUCAAGGUGAACCCAGAGACGCUGCAGCAGCUCACCAAGGUCUCCCUGCCCGCCAGCAUCCUGGCAGAGGCGGAGAAGCCCCCCGAGCCCCCUCCACCACUGGAGUUGCACAGGCCUCCCCAGCCCCCGCAGGCAGGGGGGGCGCCCCGCACCCCUCCCCUCCCCGCGCCCAAUAAGCCGGAGGGGGAGGCGGCCUCCGCGGCUACGCACAGCACCUUCACCGUGCUCCUGGCUCAGCUGCUCAAGCUCCAGCAGACGCAGAGGAAGGAGGCGGCCGGAUCCGGGGAGGGGGGAGAGGGAGCCGGCCCCCCUCCGGGGACGGGAGGGCCGGAGGCGGCCCUCGAGCUGCAGCAGCCCCCGGAACCCAGCCCUGUCUCGCCAGUGUCUGAGAGCAGUGGAGUUUCUGCACCCCGGCAGCCACCCAGUGCACCAGAGCCGCCACUCAUCCUCCCCCCAGACCAGAGACCCCCGGAGCCCCCGGAGCCGCCACCCCCCUGUGAGGACCUGGAUUACCGGCAGGCCCCUGAUGCCAACAGCGGGGCGGAGGCGAAAAGCAACAAUGGGGUCGGUGGCGAGGGAGGAGGGGCGCCCGAACCUGAAUACCCACCUCCCCCGCCCCCUCCUCAACCCGAGGGGCCCAGCUAUAGCAGUGACUACAGCAGAGACGGUGGCUUCGCUCCUUUGCCCCCUCCUUUGCCCCCUACAGGUUACCCUGGCGAGGGCUUUGGGGCGAGCUACCUGGGCGGGAUGCUCGGAGGUGGGCUGCCGCCCCACUCGCUGAGGGAGAUGUUCAGCGGCGCCGCCCCACCCCCCUCCUCGUCCUCGGCGCGGCCGCACACCCCCGGGUACCAGGAGCCCUUCUCACACGGCAGGGCCAUGGGGGGCGGGGGCGGGGGCCUGGUGUUCAGUGGCGACAAGGACCAUCGCUUCGAGUACAAUCACAGCUCCCUCCCCGUAGAGGGACUGCCCCCCCACCCCGCCAGCGUCCACGUCUACAACCACGGCUUGAACCGACAAGACAGCGCCCCCCCACCCCUGCCUCCCCCUCCCGGCCAAGGCUGGGGCUCCCCCUCCCAGCCUAGUGUGCCCCCCUUCCCCCCCGGCUUUAUGCCACAUAUGAACGCUGCGGCUCUCAGGGGCCGAGGACUUCCCUUCUGAGUGGCACGUGGCGCAUUGAGUGGCGGAAACUAAGAACGGAAGACUUGAGACAGUACAAGUUCAGCCCUCUCGCAGUACAAGUUCAACCCUCUCAGGUCCUGACUGUGGGGGAAAACACAGACUUGAUUUGUAAUACUUAUAGAAACGUUGACUGAAGCAUUUUUUUCCCUGUAUGGGAACGAUAUAUAACAAACAUGGGAAGAGGGGGGUUAUUCAGGGGGCCUUUCUUGCGCUUACCAUUUCAUAUUGUUUUUAAUCUAUUCUACUGCUGUCUUUUAAAUUAAAAUCUGACCUUUUCUGAGCGUACAUUUACUACGCCAGGUAAUUGUUAUCUGUACUUUAGCUUCCUCCUUAAAUGCCUAAGGGCGGAUUAGUAUUAACUGGUUUUGCACUACUGAACAAAGUAGUCAAAAUCUGUUAAGUGAUUAAAUAUGAGCUACCUGUGCACAGAUUGAAAUUUGAAUGUGAUAUAGAUU